Molecule: messenger RNA, 8029 nt
Organism: Benincasa hispida (wax gourd)
Lineage: Eukaryota; Viridiplantae; Streptophyta; Magnoliopsida; Cucurbitales; Cucurbitaceae
Source: RefSeq, a predicted model, not a curated record
UUAAAAAUGACGAAACUGGAAAGGAGCUCUUUCUAAUGAAUGAAAAGUAUAAAAAUUCAGAAAGCUAUCUUCUGUUUUCUGUUUUUAUCUGCAUUCUUUCUUCAUUCUUCAUCAAACGGGCUUUCAAAUACUGAUUUUGAAGGGGAAACUGAACUUUGAAUAAUAGCUUCAAACUUAGCAAUAACUGUGAGUUUUCAUUUCAAUCAGCUUGUUUGGAGGAAAUGAGUGUGGAAAAUCCGUGGGUUCCUGUGACCCCAGUUAAACCCCCUUUGAGAAGACCAUCGCAUGGAGAAGAAAAUCAACAGAAAUCAGGUGGGUCUACUGAAGAAACUGAAGCUGAAGCUAAAAAAAUACAUGCAUGUUUAAAUACUGCUAAUUUGGUGGCAUUUGAGAAUGGGCAAAUUUUGGUGGUGGAUUUGAGUGAGAUGAAAAUGGUUCAGAAUGAGGCAAAUUGUUGUUCCAGUUCUUCUUCUUUGGAGAAAGUAGUGUCCGUUUCACAGGGUGAACUUUCUAGCAAGACCAUCCCCCAUUUUGUACCCCCGACACCAGAUAAGAGGACAAAUGUGGAGCUCAAACAGGUAGUUGAUGUUCAAAGCACACUAGCAGGAGAAAAAAGAGAUGAGGAAGGCCAAGAACAAAAUUGUAAGACUGUCAGUAGAAGAACAGAUGAGGAUGGCCUCCAGCAGGAAGUUUGUGAGCUAGCCUUGGAUUCAUCUUGUGCUUCGGUGUUAACACCGAUUAAGUUUAAAGACAACUCUAACAAGGACAUUGAUAUCACUGUAAAUGAAAUAACGAAGUUGAAGCAAUAUAAAAGAAAGCACAGGCCCAAGGUAAUGGGAGAAGGCAAACCAAGAACAUCAAAACCAGCCACUCAAAGAGCUGCCAAUUCCCAAGAAAACCUGACAACUAAAAGGAAGUAUGUCCGAAAGAAGGCAUCCGACCAAUCCCUGGAAAACCCUCUUGAACCAGGAGCUCUUAAUCCGGUCACUCCAGCUGGUUCUAAGGAAAAUUCAAGAGGUCUAAGGACAUACACUCGAAAGCGUGGUGUCAACACAACAGAAACAGGAGUGUCAAUUGAUAGGGAAGAGCGAAAACGAGGUAGAAAAACAUGCAGGAAGAGUUUAAAAUUUGACAAUGAAGGAAAACAGAAAGAUGAAAACUCUUUGUUCAAGUCCUCAUCCAACGCUUCAGAAUCUCCCGUGCAUCUUCUAACUACUGGAAGUUAUCAAUCAUAUUCAGUACUGAAGCAGUGGAAUGAAAAUGACACAAUGUUUGACCACAGACAAGCUGAUAUGUUAUAUGACCCAAAUCCUUCAAUGAAGCAUCAACCGGAAGGUUGCAGAUUCCUUUCUGAAAGUCAGGUAUUGAUAGUUGAUAUACCAAUUGAACAUAGCUCUUCCCAGAUAAAACUUCAAAGUAAUUAUCAUGAAAAUGAGAGAGGGAUGGGGAGGGCCAGUUCAACUAAUCAUUUGUUAUCAAGUUCAGAAGAUCUAUUCUGCAGUGGUACAACCAUCUCAUCCGAGAGAAAAGAAGCAAGGGGUUUAAAGAGAAAAUAUUGUCAAAAUAUCAAACAAGAUGAUAUCGGAAGUUUUGAUUUAAUUGAGGAAUUUUAUAACUCGAUCUAUGCAUCUCAGAUGCCACAGACAGAGUACUUUUCUAAAGAGAAUACUGAUAAGGUGCAACAUUCUGGCCCAUCUAGCACAUAUUUUAAUAUUACUGGACAGGCAUGCAAAGUGAGUAGCUCAAAGGAAAAUUCUUGCACAUCAAAAGUGCGCUACCGGCUACCUAGACCUCAGAACCAUAGUUCUUUAUUUCCAAGGAUACAAGGAGGAUCAGUGAGUCCCAAUAAAUUACAACCCUUUGAGUCCAGUUUGGCCACAAGUCAGAUGGAGAUGACACACAGGAGAUGCAAUGCUCAAGAUCAUGUUUGGACUCUGGGUUCAUGGUCGCAUCAUUGCAACAUGCAGUCAAAAUAUUCCCCCAAACGACCACCAGUGAUUACUGAUCUUCAAAGAGCUGAGAGUUCUCACAGACAGCACCCAUCCUCGGGUGCCCAUGUUGCCAAGAUCAAGAUGCAAACAACAGUAUCGAGGAAAAAACAAAAAGCAGGUCCUCAUACUUCUUACAAUAUGGAUGGAGCAGAGCAGCACCCAAAGCUUGCAUUAUAUAGUCACCGCAAUACUUCCCAAUUGCCUCCAGAGUCUCUAUCAGAAAUAAAUUCAGGAUUGAAGCUUUCUAUCAACGCCAUGGUUGAGGAAAUGAAGGUUCUAGACAUUAACCGAGAAGGAAACAUAUCAUUACAUGAGAAACAGAAUGAAAUAGUACUUUACAACAUGCAGAACGAAGGUCACAAUGCACUUGUUGUGUAUAGAGGAGAUGGCUCUAUAGUACCAUUUGAAGGUUCUUUGGAUCCUGUCAAAAAGCGAAGACGAUAUGCUAAAGUUGAUCUUGAUGGAGAGACAAUUAGAGUCUGGAAGCUAUUGAUGGACAAUUCCAAUAAGGAACUUGUUGAUGGAUCAAAUGAAGCUAAGGACAAAUGGUGGGAGGAAGAAAGAAGUGUUUUUUCUGGACGAACAGACUCAUUUAUUGCAAAGAUGCAUCUAAUUCAAGGAGACAGAGGCUUUUCUCAGUGGAAGGGAUCAGUUUUAGACUCAGUGAUCGGAGUUUUUCUCACUCAGAAUGUCUCAGAUCAUCUUUCCAGCUCGGCAUUUAUGUCACUUGCUGCACGUUAUCCCUUAAAAUCUAAAAGCCUCCACGAGUCAAGUGUUGAUGAACAGACAAGCUUAAUACUCAAUGAACCACAAGUUAAUUUGUGCAAAGCAGAAGAUAGUGUAACAUGGGCAAAACAGAUUUCAAAUCAACCAAUUUGUAAACAGAGUUGCUUGACCGUGUGUGAAAUUGACCAAGCUGAAGAAAAUUUUCUCACCAGCAGCGAUUCUUCAGGAAGUAAUACAACUGGGGUUACCUCUAUGCAUGAAUACCAGUGCUCACUUACGUCUUAUAGUAGUGAAAAAAUAGGUGAAUUGGAAGAUAGAAGAUCAACAACAGAAAUAAAUACUACAGUAGAAGUGUGUUCUUUGGGAGACGAGAAGACUGCAGAUGCUGCAAUAUCACGUCAAAAGUCCGUUGUUUCUGAACAUUCUAUAAAUUCUCUUUGUUCUCUAUCAAUUGAAGAUGGAAUACCCUGCUUGAAUAGCAACUGUGGAAAAGAUCUGUCAUCAAAAGAUAUUUGUGCCAUUGGGUCUGCUUCAUCUGCGGAGGUCAUACAGGUCAUAGAAACAAAUAAACUUAAGUCAGACUCUAAUAUUGCCAGUGGUAAUGACUCAUGGGAUGAGAAGUCCGAGGGUACUUGUAGUACGUCUGAAGAGAAGUAUGUUUAUCAAAGAGAAAACAAUGGAAGUCCAGAUUCUCCUAAAAAGCUUUUAAAAGAAUCCCCUAGUCGACCAAGUAAUCAAUUGCAGAAAACUUCAAACUCAGGAGUUACAGAAGUAGAGUGCUUUAAACUGUGCAGAGAAGUCACCCCAUUUUCUUACGUAUACAAAAGACGGGAUGUAUAUGAUACUAAUGAGCAUUCACAGACACUUAAUCUGGUAUCCCAGACUACUGUUGUUAACACCAACAACGUUCAAGCAAAAAGACAUUCUAGAGAAUUGUGCAGUCUCGAUCAAAGCGAUCACGAUGUGAUAUUUCAGGCCGACGGAAGAUUGAUUGAAGUGCCCUAUGGUGUUGAAUUACAGGCUUCAAUGAGCCACCAGAACAUACAUAAAACUCUGCCAAAUUCCUUGAUUGAUAGUUCUCUUGAUGCUACCUGGAAGACGGAAGAACCAGCUCAAAAUAACCAUGGCCAUUCACUUAGUAGUAAGUUGAAUGAUCCAAAAGCAGACACUCUUAAACCAAACAGAGAACGAGUUAAAAAGGAGAAAAGAGUUGGUGUUGAUUGGGACAUCCUUAGGAAACAGGUGGAGGCGACUGGAAGGAGAGAGAGAACUAAAAAUACAAUGGACUCACUGGAUUGGGAAGCUGUAAGAUGUGCGGACAUUGAUGACAUUGCUUACACCAUCAGAGAACGAGGGAUGAACAACAGGCUUGCAGAAAGAAUUAAAGAUUUUCUUGACCGUCUGGUGAAAGAUCAUGGAAGCACCGAUCUUGAGUGGUUAAGGGAUGUUCCGCCUGAUCAAGUAAAAGAGUAUUUACUCAGCAUAAGGGGAUUGGGAUUGAAAAGCGUGGAGUGUGUACGCCUUCUUACCCUGCAGCAGGUUGCUUUUCCGGUGGAUACUAAUGUUGGACGCAUAGCUGUAAGAUUAGGAUGGGUACCUCUUCAGCCACUUCCAGAAUCACUGCAAUUGCAUCUUUUGGAGUUAUACCCAGUUCUUGAAUCCAUUCAAAAGUAUCUCUGGCCUCGACUGUGCAAGCUUGACCAAAGAACACUGUAUGAGCUGCAUUACCAAAUGAUUACUUUUGGAAAGGUCUUCUGCACAAAAAGCAAACCAAAUUGCAAUGCUUGUCCAAUGAGAGGAGAGUGUAGACAUUUUGCCAGUGCUUUUGCGAGUGCGAGGCUUGCACUUCCAGCGCCAGAAGAAAAGAGUUUGAUUAAUGCGACUGAAGGAAAAGCUGGCAUAAACCAGGCUGUAGUUGUUCAUCAACGACGGUUGGCUCUCACUCAGGAAUCAGAGCCAAUUGAAAGUAAUCAGCAGUUAAUCAGCGUGAAAUCUGGAGGAAGUAACGAGGAUCCCAUUAUUGAGGAACCCGCGACACCAGAGCCAGAAUGCCCACAGGUUUAUGAAAAUGAUAUUGAGGAUACAUUAUACGAAGACCCUGAUGAGAUUCCUACAAUAAAGCUUAAUAUUGAAGCAUUCACUAAGAACGUACAGAAUUACAUGCAAGAAAACAUGGAACUUCAGGAAGGUAGCAUGUCAAAGGCCCUUGUCCUCUUAAGUCCAGAAGCAGCAUCGAUUCCCAUGCCCAAGCUUAAAAAUAUCAGUCGACUGAGAACAGAACAUCAAGUUUACGAACUUCCAGACUCCCAUCCUCUUCUAGAAAAGUUACAGUUGGAGAGGCGUGAACCUGAUGAUCCAUGCUUCUACCUUCUUUCCAUAUGGACACCAGGAGAAACAGCAAAUUCUGUCGAACAACCACAUACACAUUGUAGUUCUCGAGAAAGUGGCGGAUUCUGUGGAGAAAAAGAAUGUUUCUCAUGCAAUAGUGUUAGAGAAGCUGAUUCCGAAGUGGUUAGAGGAACACUUCUGAUCCCAUGUCGAACAGCAAUGAGAGGAAGCUUUCCGCUUAAUGGAACUUACUUCCAAGUUAAUGAGGUAUUUGCUGAUCAUGAUUCUAGCCUUAACCCAAUUAAUGUUCCUAGGAGUUGGUUAUGGAAACUCUCAAGGCGCACAGUGUACUUUGGUACAUCCAUACCAACAAUAUUCAAGGGUUUAUCGACAGAAGAGAUUCAAGGUUGCUUCUGGAAAGCGGGAAUGGCCAUAAUGCAAAGACCAUUUUCUUUGAACCAUGGAGCCAAAGCAAGUAUGUGAGGAUCUGGAUUGAACAUUUCAUCCAUUAGUGGGGAUUGUAGUCAUACCAACGAGCAUCAAGAGGCUCAUCAUAGGAUUAAGGAUUAGGAUAGUCACGAGGGUUCGGUAAAGGGCUAGAUUGGUAAAGAUCGGUGUUGGCAUCCGAUGGUAGAGCUAUGAGUAUUUAACACCCGGGCAAAAAUUUGUUUUUGGAGGAAAAGAUGUAUGACAAAAUGGUCCCUUGAAGGUGACAAAAAUAUCAGAUGAAGAGAUUAGAUGGGGACAAAAAUGCAAGACAAAAUGUUUCCUUGAAUGCGACAAAAAUACCACUUCCACAAAUUUGCUGCUGCUAAAAAGGGAAAAUUUGUAUCACGGAAAUUCUUAAUGCACAAACAAAAGCUUGCUCUUGGGCAGUGUGAUUGAGGCUGAAUUUACAAAACAGCAGCGCAACAGAUUGAUGGGGAUCCCAUCAGCAAUGACCAAUGCAUCGGAUUAGAAGCUUCCUUUAUAGAGAAGAAAUUUGGUUCAGUUAAAGCAUUGGGCACCAAUAAGUUACCCGGACUAUAUGGUUUCACAGUCAAGUACUUAUCAUGGAACAUAGUCAAGCCCAACCUAAUUAUAGCAUUCCGAGAUUUUUUUCAGAAGGCUAUCAUCAAUUUUUAUUCAAAUGAAACGUACAUUUGCCUCGUACCAAAAGAAUUGGAUGCUAGAAGAGAUAGUAGACCUAUCAGCUUCAACACUUGCCUAUGCAAGAUUACUGCUCAUGUUUUAUCAAACCGUCUCAAGACGUCCUCUCAACAGGCAGAAAUAUACUUUCUGGGCAUGGAUACUUGGGGCGUCCUCUCAAUAGGCAGAAAUAUAAUUUCUGGGCAUGGAUACUUGGGGCUUCCUUUAUAUGGCAAACUCUCUUCUAUAUCCUUUUGGCAGUCUAUUGUGGACAAGAUUCACAAUCAUUUAUCCAUCUUUGUUUCAAAUUCUAGUUUAUGUGGCAGAUUGCAUUGAAAGAAGCUUCGUAGUCACAGUUUAAAUUUCCUUGUAGCGUUGGAGAAAUCUUUUGUAUUCCCUAUAAAUGGGCUCCUUUUGUAUCUUCGGGAUAUUUCAUUCAAUCAAAGAAAUUUUUUUUAACUAUGUGAAGAAAAUGACUAUUUCUCCCAAUUUUUUUCAUCCUUUGUUUACACAAGUUACAAGGUCAAUUCCUUAUGCUUCAACGGUAAAAUAUUUGGAACUCCUGAAAAGUUUUCUUAUUUUGAUUUCUAUACCUUGAAAUUUAUUUCAUUUGGGAAUGCUUGAACUUUUAAAAGAGUUCGUUUUCUGCUAUUAAUUUUUUGUUAAUUGUCUAACAUAUGGAUAAUAUGGGAUGUGUGUCAGUUAACAUGGGGACGGACAUUAGGUGGCUGAGUAUUGAGAGCCUCUUUAGUUAAGUUGAGCUACAUCAUUGUAGAGAAGAGAGAUAUGUUUGAUAAAUUAAAUAGGAGAAUCUCCCCACAAAAGUAGGUUUCUAGUUUCCGAAGAAAUGGGCAAAUGGUCUGAGAAUACUGACCUAGGAGGCUUAAAACUAAACGAAAAAUGUUGCUGCAAAUUCAACCAAGCAAAUUCGAUUGUUUAAAACCAUUACUAUGAGGCCAAAUGAGUCAAUUAGCUGAUAAGAGUUAUCUUUGUGCUUGUUGUUCCCCUUUUUAUUUUUUGUUCUUUAUCCGUGAGUGUUCGGGCCAGCGCCACCUGAUCCUGUAACAUUUGUCAACAUUUGGAUGUCAAGGUCAACCCACCCAACCCUGCAACACUUGUGUUUUCUUUUUAUAUUUGUGCUCCCUCUUCCAUCUCUAUCAAGUUUUCGUGAGACCACUAAAUUAUGUUAAAAUGACCUGAAGCACAAAGGGCCUUGGAAGUGGCCAAAGAGGCCAACAAAUUCUGCCAAAAGUACCCCUCUCUCUCUAAAACCUUGGUGGGUCAGAAAAUAUUAGAGAUCCAAGCCUAAAAAAGAUCCCUUCAAUUCUUGUUCAUUCCACAAGGUCUGGUCUGCAAACCUCUAAAUUCCCCCAUUAUUCCAGAGAAGGACCAACUGCUAUCAUUAGAACUCCAUACUUCACAUUCUUCUAUCCACAUUCAAUUCCUAAUACAAUCUCUUUGUGUAUAUAAAGAACCCAACUUUCAUAAAUGGAAGUAGAACACGAGGUCAUAAACCAGAAACCAAGCACAACUAAACUGAAAACCAAAAUCUAAAAAUCCAAAAAUCUACAUAAAGGAACUUCAACUUUUGGCGAUCAAGAAAAAAAAAUUAAUACAUUCUCUAACCACUCCUUGUGUAGUUAGAUAAAGAAGCCAGAAUCAUGUGUACUAAAAAACUGUUCCUUUAGGGACAUCUGAGAAAUUUGGAACGAUGUGAGAUAGAAGUAUGUGGAGCAUCCUUAUCGAAACUUUCCACAACCUGACAUCGAGUGCCUUUAGUCAUUAGCUUAACCUCAAGACUCUCUCUCAAGCUAUACAGAAGAGGAUAACACACUCUGUAUUUCUCACAAUUGGAU